Messenger RNA from Osmerus eperlanus (European smelt), 4131 nucleotides. RefSeq lists its product as uncharacterized. Gene Ontology annotation, cellular component: plasma membrane. The coding region runs from base 203 to 2116 and encodes 637 amino acids. The record is from RefSeq and is a predicted model, not a curated record. Gene Ontology annotation, biological process: semaphorin-plexin signaling pathway; neural crest cell migration; negative chemotaxis. The transcript is spliced from 14 exons. Lineage: Eukaryota; Metazoa; Chordata; Actinopteri; Osmeriformes; Osmeridae. Gene Ontology annotation, molecular function: semaphorin receptor binding; chemorepellent activity.
UGUUACCCCUAGUUCGGCAGACUGGACUGUCGACUAGGCAGACGAGAAGCCAUUCAUUUGCGUUCGGGAAAUAUCAAAUGAUUAUACCAAUACCAACAUGAGUCGAUAGAUAGUUACAUUGUAAAAGAAACAGGAAUAUAAAGUCUGAACGCAUUGUUGCAAAUCUUUUUGUGACAAGGACACUGUGCUGUGAAUCUGAAUAAUGAAGUACCUCUUGUUGGCGUCUCUUUUUUCGAUGAUUUUUGCCAGGAAGUCUCCUCGGCUGAAAUUCGUUGUGCAAGAGUCCCCUAGGUUUCACUUCACGAAACCGGAGAACUACAUAACACUGUACCAGCAGCCGGGCACCAAUGUGCUGUAUGUGGGUGGCCAGGCUGUGAUCUAUGUGUUGACAUUCAGUGACAAUGGGGUUCGCAACCUGCAGAUCCCUGUGGUGACAGAUGAGAACACAAAGGCAGCCUGCAUGGCCAGGUCAGCGCCACCAAAGUUGGAGUGUGAUAAUUUCAUCACAGUCAUUCAGAAAAUCAAUGAUACAUUUGUGGUUUGUGGGACAAAUGCUGGAAGUCCUAAAUGCUGGCUGUUGGUUAAUGAAACUGUAUUAACAGACGUCCCCACAAAUGGGCAGAUGACUUCCCCAUCUGACAUCUCCCCACCCUAUCCUUCCCAGAAGUCUGUCAGUUUGUCAGUAGAUGGGAGUCUGUAUUCUGCUAUAUCAGCAGUGGGCCAUCACACAGGCUCUAUCAAACGGACCUUCAGCUCUCAUAAACUCCUGAAGACUGAGAGCAAAUGGUUACUGAAUCCCCAGUUCGCAGGAGCAGCGGUAAUCCCGGCUUCGCGGAAACAUCAGGAGGAGAUCUAUGUCUUCUUCAGUGAGAUCAACAAGACGGCCAGUAUGGAUGAGGAACCCUACAGGGCCCGCAUUGGACGAAUCUGCACGGUGGAUGAUGGGGGCAUUAAGAACCUACUGGCUGACUCAUGGACCACCUUCCAGAAAGCCAGAGUAAUGUGUGGAGCUGGCAACACCCCCCAGCAGUACAACAAACUGAAGCAAGCUGUGGUACUGACAGCCCAGGACAAGAGGACCGGUGUCAUGUAUGGCCUGUUUGCCAACGCGUGGGACACAACAGUGAUUUGUGCAUACUCCAUUGAGGUCAUUGACCAGGCCUUCUCCACCUCUAAACUGAAGGGUUACAGCAGUCCUCUUAUUGGCCAUAGACCUGGAACGUGUGCCUUCAAAAACUCGACUGCAGCCCACAACCCAAAGAACCUGGGAGUUGUCAGGGACCACCCGGAGAUUGAAGAUGUGAUUCGUCCGGUUGAGGCCACUCCCCUCGACCUGCUGACUGAUGACCAUAUCACAUACAUCAUCACUGACAUGGUGCUGGCCGUCAACGAUGAGCAUUACAGUGUGCUGUACCUGGGAACAGAGCAAGGGAAGGUCCUCAAGGUCUUGCACACCAUUGAGGAGGCUUUCAUCAUAUCCCAGUACUCUCUGUUCCACAACGAGGGUCCUAUUCUAAGCAUGGCCAUAGACUCCCAGAAGGGCCACCUAUACGUGGGCACUGCGAUGGAGGUCCAGCGACUGCCGUUGGCUGACUGUGGUCGUUAUGGAGACACUUGUAGAGAUUGCAUUUUGUCGAGGGAUCCUUACUGUGGUUGGGAUGCUGCCAAUAGGAAGUGUAUACCCAUCCCUCCUGGAUACAACAUCACUUCUGGAACACUCACUCAAUACCUUGACCGAUCAAAUGCGUCUAUUUGCGGGGAUGCUGCUGCUCUGAAGUUGCGUAGGACAUCGCCAAAAGAGGUGACAGUAGACGGCAAAAUCCCUGUCUUCCUCCCUUGCCCUGUGUAUUCAUUCCAUGCCCUCUACCGUUGGGAGAAAGACAACUGCAUGUUGCACUACCCCUGUUUAAUCAGCGGGGACUUCUGUGUGUUGGGGCCUGUCUCUGACCUACCCCUAAAGGAGGGCAUCUUCCGCUGCAUGGCCACAGAGAAUGGCUACAAGGUGGAAAUCAUCUCCUACCGGCUGUUGUACAACGGAGGGCCCAUAGCUGCCUCUUUGGCCUCCACCCUAGGGUCCUCCCUCUUGCUGGCUACAGUCACCCUCUGGCUGCAGUAACCAUCCCCAAAGAUUGAGCCAAUAAUGCCAAACCCUUCAACCCAAUUGGCUGCCUCUCACAGGGAUGAAAAGGGGCUACAUAAAUACGGUAGGUUAGGUUCACAGAGCAAAGAGAUAGAGUUUGGACUAAAAGUUUUGUUACCAACAAGAACAUUUUUAGGUUUAGAUAUAAAGAAAAUGUGAAGUCCAGAAAAUGCCUGUCAAAAUAUUAUGUUUUUUCUCCAAGAUAAACCUUCAACAACUGUGUAACACAAGUAACAUACUCCAUGCAUUUCAUUAACAGUAUAUUUACAGUACAUUUGAAAACAUGGUUUGGAGUUGAAUGUUGGAAGAAAUGAUUUAACGAUUAUCACUUUUUUGUCUCAAAUACCAUAAUAAGUGCUUUGAGAACCUUGCCUUGCUGAUUCAAUCAAGAUACUUUUUAUCUUUUGAAUUGAGCAAUACAAACACUAACACCAGGCCAAUUGUAUUACAUUUCUCAAUAGAGCAUUUAUUUACUUUUGCAAGUUUAAAUAUUAUAAUCUUGAAUGCUAUUGUCAAAACAUUAAUUUGUUUAAUUCAUUCGUCAAUUAGUCUUUCAGUAUUUGGAAAAUAAGUAAUACAGUAUUGAAAUUUUUAAAAGCCUUAACAAUUUUAGGACACAACCCUAAGCACAAUUUGCAGUGGAAGCAAAGAAAAAAAGGAAAUGCAUAAUGCAGAGGACUUGGCCUUGCAAAAAUGGGCAGGGAGAAAGUGUCAUAUUUUUGACAGGAAAAUGGGCAUGGGCAUCUUCAUAUAUCACUGUGUAUUGGCAGGUCCUCAGGCAAAUCAGUUGUUGUGUCUUUAUUGAAUUGUAACCAUAUCUAAAUUACGUAAAACCAUUAUAUACGUGUGUACAUUAUUGUACUGAUAUUCAUUCUAAAUAAGUUGACAAGUGGCUGUUGUAUUUUGUAGUUUGCUAGGGGAAAAGCUUGUGAUUGUACUCAUCCAGUGUGUUCAGUAUUUUAAUGCUCUGCAAACUGCUAAUGGCAGUGAUACAAACCGCUGCUGCCUACUGUAUAUGAAUGUUAUUUGUAAUGAUUUAAGUUCUAUGCUAUGGGUGUACAAUUAUAAUACCUGACUGCUUUGACUGCUUUAACCAGCCUAUUUGCAAGGGGAAAACUGUAUGAUUGUAUCAGUAUAUGUUGUGACACAAUGGAUUGAUGGACAAAUGCUUGUGAAGUAGAACACUUGAAGCAUCAACCAUACUCUGGAGAGACAGACUAUAAUGAAUGGCUAAAAUUAUUAAGUUGCACAUUUGAAAAAUGGAACAAUUACUCCAGUAGUGGCUUUCUCUUUCCAUCACCUGACCUGAAAUAUUAAUGAAGCCCAAAUGUGCCUAUAAAUGGCACAGAAUGUUAUCUCAUUAAAGCACUGAUUAUCUCAGGCUUGGCCUCGAAUGUAACAGUUCUGAUGUUGUAGUUGCAAUAUCAUCACACACAAAUCAAGUGCCAACUUAUUCAAAAACAUCCACUGAUUUUUUUGCCAUAAAGGCAGGAAAGGCAAAAAACAACAUUUUGCCCACCAUUAUUGUGAAACAGUUUUGUACAGCAUGCUACCAAGGAAUAUAGGAAAUACAUAUUUGUUACUAAAUAUUAUAAAUAGCUUCCACUGGUCAGAUGGGGAGGCGAAUAACAAUGUAAUAGAACAUUGUGACUGCAGAAUUCAUUUGUGAGAUGAAAUCGGGGAAUGCGUUUUCCCAAUUUAAAUGACACUCUGAAUCUAAUUGGUUCUAAUAAUAGCUUUUUUAAGUAAAAUUAUAUUUAAAAAAAUUUUUAACUGAAAUUUCUUAAUUAGAAAUUAGAGUUGCAUGUUGCCUGCUUGUAAAAUAGGUACAUACAAAAUGAAAACAUUACCUGUUUAUCUAUACCUGUUUGAAAUGGCUGAAUCUGAGUUAGCUAUGAGUUAACUGUGAACUACUGGACAUAGGCAUGCCAAUAUUUAGUCUUGAGCCAGCUCAUUGGCAAGCGACAGGCAUUGAUAAUGAUCAAACUGAA